This is a messenger RNA of Leptopilina boulardi, 3178 nucleotides long. RefSeq names its product chromosome transmission fidelity protein 18 homolog (gene cutlet). Bases 132 to 2945 code for a protein of 937 amino acids. The transcript has 11 exons. Gene Ontology annotation, cellular component: nucleus. Gene Ontology annotation, molecular function: ATP hydrolysis activity; DNA binding; ATP binding. Lineage: Eukaryota; Metazoa; Arthropoda; Insecta; Hymenoptera; Figitidae. The record is from RefSeq and is a predicted model, not a curated record.
GCGGGUUGCUGUCUGCUAUUCCUAUGCGGCAAAUCGAUCUGUCAAACUGGUUCAAACAAUUUUUUAUUUUUUUGUAAUAUUUACAGUUGUUUUUAUUUUUUUUUCGAAAAAUAUUUUAGACAUCUAUCAAGAUGGACGAAUUUCCUGAUCCAGAUGAAGAAUUUGAUUUAGCACACGAAGAUGAUUUUGAAUUAUUAAGAGAAUUAGAAGAAUUUGGAGAACCUCCAGUUAAAAAAAUAUCAAAUAAGCCUUCUGAACAACCAAAGACAUUAGUUACAUCAACACAAAUUCAUCAUCAACAAUCAUCAAAAAAUGUGUCUGAAAUUCAAAAAAACACUUCUAAUUUACCAAUGGCAAAUGGUUUAUCUCAAAAUAAUUCUCAACUUUUCGACUCAAUUCCAUUUAGUGAAUUUACACAAGAAACACAAACGAAUCACAAACAGGAUUUAUCCAAAAAAAUAAAUAAUGUUUCUGACUCUAGAGCUCUUGAGAGUAGAUGUCGUAGUGAAAUUAAAAAAAUGGACAAGAAACAAAAGCGAACAGUUGAUGAAUUAUUAGAAGACGUUAGCGCUCUUCUUAGUGGUGAAAAUCUGGAAAAUUCCUAUUUAUUUGAACCAGAACUAAUUGAACAAGAAAAUAAGAGACCUCGUUGGACCGAUUAUGAAGAAGUAAGAAAAUUAAUUUUACAAGAGAGGAAAUUAUAUAACUCUCGUGAUACAACUGGAUUGUCAAAUAAUAAUCGUCCUGCUCAACGUUUGAGUCCUAAGAAAGGUACAAUAUCAACAACAAUUCCACCAUGGAAUUUUGUAAAAAUUACACGAAAUAAAGAUGGUAAAUCUUUAUAUGUGAAAGUUAAAAAAGAUGAAAAACAAAGUGUUUCUAAAACUCGUCUGACAUCAAAUUUACUUUCCGUUUCUUAUAAUCAAUUGGCAGCUGAAGCAUCAGAAAUUAUAGCUAAGAACAUCGAACGUGCGAGUCUUCAUCAACAAAUACAAAUUGAUGAUGAAAUUAUUGAUGAUGCAUUGUGGGUUGAUAAAUAUAAACCAAAAAAAUAUAUGGAACUACUUUCAGAUGAAGAUAUCAAUAGAAGAUUUCUUCAUUGGUUAAAACUUUGGGAUAAAAUUGUUUUUAAUCGAGAGCCAAAAAAAAUUAAAAAACCUAUACAUCACGAUAUGAAUAAGAAAUUUGGUAGAAAAAAUUUUAAUAAUCAAGAAAUUGUUGAGGAAUUUGAUAGUAAAGGUUAUCCUUUUUAUCGAAUUGUUUUACUUAGUGGACCACCAGGUUUGGGAAAAACAACAUUAGCCCAUAUAUCAGCAAAACAUGCUGGAUACAAUGUUAUUGAAAUGAACGCGAGCAAUGACAGAGAACCAAGUGCUUUUAGAGAAGCUCUUCUUUCGUCAACACAAAUGCAAGCUGUAAUUGGUGCUAAUCCGCGACCAAAUUGUCUUAUUUUAGAUGAAAUUGAUGGAGCACCAAGUGCAUCAAUUGAUCUUCUUAUUAAAUUCAUUCAAGGGAAAUUAGUGCAAAAAGGAAAGAAAAGCAAGCAGACAAUUGAAAAAAUGAAACUUGGUUGCCAGCGACCAGUUAUAUGUAUUUGUAAUGAUUUAUACGCUCCUGCAUUAAGACAAUUGAAAGCAAUGGCAUUAGUUAUUCCCGUUCCAGCAAUUGAGCCAAAAAGAUUGGCGGAUAGAUUAAUGGAAAUAUCACGAAAGGAACAUUUAAAAGUUGAAUAUACUCAUUUAAUUAAAUUAUCUGAGAGAUCAGGUUGCGAUAUUCGAACAUGUCUUGGUGCUUUACAAUACAUGCGAGGUUCAAAUAUUAAAGAAAAUUUAAGUCUUGGACUUAAAGACACGCGAAAGGGACUUUUUGAUUCAUGGAAAACUUUACUUCAAGUGCCAAGUACUCAAAAAGGUUUUCUCACACCAAAAGAAAGAAUAGGACUCGUUUUAAAAACAGUGACUCAAGGUGACAGCGAACGCUUAUGUCAAGGAAUUUUUCAUAAUUAUCCAAUGAUUUGUAAGGAAAAAUUGGAACCUGUAGCAAGAUCUUUAGAGUGGUUUGAAUUUUUUGAUGAAGUUACAAAAAUGAUUUCUGCCCGACAAAUUUGGACUGUGAUGCCAUAUACAAAUUAUGCUUUUGUCAUUUGGCAUUUUGAUUUAGCCAAUCAACAAAAUUCAAAACUCUCAUAUCCAACGACAGUAAAUGAGAUGAAUCAAAAAUUGAUGAGAAAUAAAACAAUUUUAACAAUGUCACAAAAAUCAUGCGGAAUCGAUAAAUUAACAUUGACUCUCGAUAUUGCACCAUUGUUACCUGAGCUUUUAACACCGCGCUUGAGAUCAGUUUCUGCUCAUCUUUAUUCGUGGAAGGAAAAAGCAGAGUUGAUGCAUUUAGUGAACGUCAUGUUGGAUUAUGGACUUACUCUCAUUCAAGAGAAGAAACCAGAAGGAGGAUUUGAAUAUAAUCUCGAACCUGAUCUUUUGCAGAUUGGCAUUUUUCCCGAUUGUAAAUUUAGACGUGGUCUUUCUUAUGCUGUGAAACAAAUUGUUAUUCAGGAAUUAGAAGUUGAACGUGUAAAACGUGCGGCUGCUUUACUUAAUACUUCAAGUAAUAAACAAGUAGUUGAAAAACAAAUGGAAGUGCAAAAUUUGGAGACAUCUAAUGAAAAGGAAGGUGAAUCGACAAGUGCAAUACCAAAUCAUAUGAAGCAGACACUUGAGUCAGUUGCAGUAAAAUCUACUAAAGGGAGCUAUCGAGACUUCUUUAAACAAUUCAAAGACGCAGGUCAAGCAAAAAUUGACAAACAUGUAAAUCCAAUGGAAUCAUCUGUUGAGGAAAAUACUCCUAUUAGCAAAACUCAACUGUUCAAAAAAGACGUUACAUACAAAUUCAAAGAAGGAUACACCAAUGCUGUACGUCGUACAAUCAAAAUGGAAGAUCUUCUAUGAGUAAAUUUACCAUUUAUAGGUUUUGUAUAUAUUUGAACUUUUUUUUUUAGUAUUUAAAGAAUAGAUUUUUAAUUUACAAUACUUUAUAUUCUUUCUUACUACUUUUUUUUAAUACUACUCCUAAAACUAGGAGUUAAGGUUUUUUUUAUUCGAAUUUUUCACUGCCUUAUGUGCCAGAAAAAAAAAAUUGGGAUGAUAAAACUACGAAAGAAUAAAUAUGAAUUUUAUUUUUA